Molecule: messenger RNA, 2995 nt
Organism: Oryza sativa Japonica Group (Japanese rice)
Lineage: Eukaryota; Viridiplantae; Streptophyta; Magnoliopsida; Poales; Poaceae
Product: nucleolar complex-associated protein 3
Biological process (GO): DNA replication initiation
Cellular component (GO): nucleolus
Molecular function (GO): chromatin binding
Source: RefSeq, a predicted model, not a curated record
AGGCUGCCGUGCCAUCCUCCUCCUCAUUUCCUCUCUCACCUCUCCGCGCGCCGCCUCUCGCCGCCGCGGACGAAACCCUAGCUAAAACCCUCCUCUCCCUCUCCCUCUCCCUCUCACCGAGCCGCGCGGCCUCGCCAAGGACCGGCAGCGAUGGGGAAGAGCAGCAGCAAGAAGAAGAAGGACAAGGUGAUCCUGCCCCCGCAGCUGCCGCCGGAGGUGGACGACGACGACGUGGUGGUCUCUGACGAGGACGUCGAGUUCUUCAGGGGCAACGAGGGCCACGCCCGCGCGCUCGCCACGCUCGACAGGAAGUCCAUCGACAGCUACGUCACCAGGGUCGCCCACCACGACGAGGACGAGGUCGAGCGCCUCUACGAGGAGCGCGAGCGCAGGAGGAAGGCGGUCGAGGCCCUCAGGCCCAAGAACCACGACGACGACGACUUCGAGGUCGACCGCGUCGACGCCCUCCCCGUCAAGACCCUGCAAGGGGAGCUGGUCUACAACAACGCCAAGAAAGCGAGAUUUGAUGACAGUUCUAAUAAUGUUGAAUCUAAAUCUGAAGACAAAGUAGGAAAUUCCAAACAAACUAUUCAAAAGGGAGAACGGAAGGAAAAAUCCAAAAGCAAAAAGGGAGAUGGUAAAUUGCAAAAUGUGCAAGCUCAAACUGAAGCUUCAAAUGGAAAAUUACAAUCAAAAGUGCUGGAGGAGGUGAAGGAGGAACUUUCAGCUGAGGAAUUAUUUGAGAAAAAGAAGGCCCAGCUGGCUGAAAUAGGGAUGUCUAUGCUUGAAGAUCCUGAAUCACAUAUUAGAUCUCUAAAUGAUAUGUUAAACAUAUGCAAUGACAAAGACCAGAAGGUUGUUAAACUUAGUCUGAUGUCCUUGCUUGCUGUGUUCAGGGACAUUAUUCCUAGUUACCGCAUUAGGCAGUUGACAGAAAAAGAGCUUACGGUAGAGGUUUCAAAAGAUGUAAAAAAGAUGAGAUAUUAUGAAUACACACUUCUUCGCUCCUACAAGGCAUACCUGCAAAAGUUAAUCUCCUUGGAGAAGCAACCAAAUUUUUCCGCUCUGGCUGUUCGUUGCAUGUGUACUUUACUAGAUACUGCUCCACAUUUCAACUUCCGUGAAAGUAUACUUGCCAGCGUGGCAAGAAAUUUAAGUUCUCCAGAUGAUGCAGUGAGGAAAAUGUGUUGUGAAACGAUAAGGUCUCUAUUUGUAGAUGAAGGAAAGCAUCGUGGUGAGGCAACUGUUGAAGCUGUGAGAUUGAUUGCUGAUCAUGUGAAGCUAAACGAUUGCCAGCUUCAUCCUGAUAGCAUUGAGGUCUUCCUAUCUUUGAGAUUUGAUGAUGAUCUUGGAAAAGAUGACACAGAGGAAGAAAAGGGAAAACCAAAGAAGAACAAACGACGACAAAACCAGGAAGUCCCAAAGCAAUUGCCAGUGAGUGAUAAUAAGAAAGCCAAACAGGAAUUGAUCUCAAAGGCUAGAGAAGAGGUUGAUGCUGAACUUAGAUCUGUUUCCUUUACUCUUGAUCCAAAGGAAAGGAGAAGGAUACAGAAAGAAGCACUCUCUGCUCUUUUUGAGACUUACUUUCGGAUUUUGAAGCAUAGCAUGAGUAUUUCAAAUUCCAGGGGCAAGGUCAUUAAUGUCUCCCCAGAUGGCUCACACCCACUACUUGCUCCAUGUUUGGAGGGUUUAGGAAAAUUCUCACACUUAAUUGAUUUGGAUUUCAUGGGUGAACUUGUCGCGUGCCUCAAGAAGCUUUCUGGGUAUACCGACCAUCACUCUGGCACAGUACAUGACAAUACACUGUCUGUAUCAGAACGUCUGCAGUGCUGCAUAGUUGCAUUUAAAGUCUGGAGGAGCAACCUUGAAGCUCUGAAUGUAGACCUGCAAGACUUCUUUGUGCAGCUUUUUAACCUCAUUCUGGAGUAUCGGCCUGACAGAGAUCGUGGUGAGGUAUUAGCUGAUGCUCUGAAGACACUUCUCUGGGAAGGCAAACAGCAGGAUAUGAUAAGAGCAGCUGCUUUCAUUAAACGCCUAGCAACCUUUGCUUUGUCCUUUGGUUCUGCAGAAGCCAUGGCAGCAUUAAUCACACUGAAGCAUCUUCUUCAAAAGAAUAGCAAGUGCAGAAACAUGUUGGAAAAUGAUUCUGGUGGUGGCUCCCUGUCUUGCUUAGUUGCGAAAUAUGACCCAGAAGCUAAAGAUCCUUAUCUGAGUGGGGCACUUGCCUCAGUCCUAUGGGAGCUUAGCCUUCUGCAGAAGCAUUACGAUUCCUCUGUUUCCUCAAUGGCCUCAAAUAUCUUGAGCAUGGCCAAUUUGAAUCCUACACAGAAUCCUGUUCCAAUUUCAAAUGCAAGCCCUCUAGAAGCAUAUAGAGACUUGUCAAUGGAACGGAAAUUGUCUAAACCAGCGAAUAAAUUGUUGCCACUAAACUGCAGAAAGAAGAGGCGUGGUAAGGAGUUUGUUGCCCUAAGCCCUGCAGCGCUCGAGGGAUCAGAUUGCGUUGCGGGUGGAGAUGAACUCAAAGAGAAGUUAAAAAAUCAUUUUGCGGUACUAAGAGGUAUCUCAGAGAAUGAGAGAUUGAGAGCUGAGCUGAACCACACGUUGUCAUCCAUCAACUUGUACAAGGAAUACAAGAAGCAGAAGAAAAGCAGGAAAUCAAAGGCUGUUAAGAAAAAGGUUUCAAGGGCUUAAGUUGUGCUGCGUUUGGGGGAAAUUUUUGCACACCAGGGACCAAAGGUGUGCAGAAUGAACAAUUUUGCCAUACCCACUUUGUAGCUUAUCGUAGCUUUUGGGUGUAACACAUUUGCAGUUCCAAGCAUUUCUUUUUAAGCUCGUUCUAUUUCCUGACAUGUCCUUUUAUUCUUGUUGCCUGGACCUAACCAGGCUAACAAGUUUGCUGCCGCUGUACAAGAUAUAACAGUGGCAUGCUUGUGUUAUCUAUAUAUAUUGUUAUGCAUGAACAAUGCCAUCCCCUAUGCAAAACUACAGAUUGGUA